Molecule: messenger RNA, 5033 nt
Organism: Dufourea novaeangliae
Lineage: Eukaryota; Metazoa; Arthropoda; Insecta; Hymenoptera; Halictidae
Gene: Mcr
Product: CD109 antigen
Exons: 6
Coding region: 53-4933 (1626 amino acids)
Cellular component (GO): extracellular region
Molecular function (GO): protein binding; endopeptidase inhibitor activity
Source: RefSeq, a predicted model, not a curated record
UUGUGAUAUGUGGAUUUGAUUAAGGGGAAAAAAAUCGAAGUGUGUUGAGAAAAUGCUUAUUUGGAUCUUGGCGUUAACCUUCGCUUGCGGGAACGGUCAGUUCUCGCAGGAGCCGAAUGAAUCGACGCGCCUUCCGUGGAAUCGACUCGAUGAAAGAGAUCAGACUGGAUAUGGGAUGCGGAAUGUUGGAAAUUCUAUCGACAGUAUUAUAAUAAAAGAAGCUACAUAUUUUGUGGUUGCCUCUCGAAUGGUCAGACCAGGUCAGAUUUACCGGUUGGCUGUGAAUGUCUUGCACAGCCCAUUACCAAUGAUGGUGCGUGCAUCGAUCCAAAGAAAUGGAGUCGAGAUUGGAGCAGACCAUCAAGAAGUGAAAGAGAACAUUCCAGAGACCUUGAUGAUAAGAAUGCCACCAACUUCUGUUGGAGGAGAAUACAAUCUGAGACUGGAAGGAACAUAUAACAGUUUGACUGGUGGUCAGGCCUUCCUGAACGAAACUAAACUUACGUUCUCCCAAAGAUCAUUGACCAUCUUCAUUCAAUUGGAUAAGCCUAUGUAUAUGCAGGGAGAAACCGUAAGGUUCAGGACUAUACCCAUUAAUACUGAACUGAAAGCAUUUAAUAAUCCUGUCGAUGUGUACAUGUUAGAUCCGAAUAGGAGAAUAAUGAGACGUUGGCUGAGCAGACAGAGUAAUUUGGGCACAGUGUCAUUAUCGUAUCAGCUCUCCGAUCAGCCUGUUUUUGGUGAAUGGAUCAUACAGGUGAUCGCGCAGAGCCAAGUGGAGGAGAAGACUUUCUUGGUGGAGGAAUACUACCAGACACGUUUUGAAGUUAACGUCACAAUGCCAGCAUUCUUUUUCGAUAAUGAUCCUUACAUAUACGGCAUUGUUCAAGCAAAUUACACCAGUGGAGCCCCGGUGCGCGGGAAUUUGACGUUAAAAGCAAGCUUCAAAUCGUUGGAUAAAAUUCACAUGGAAUCUGGUUCCGAAGCUACCGAAAGAUAUUUUUACUUCGACGAGUACUAUCCGUCGUGGUUAAAGGUAUUGUCUUACUACGACGACAAGGUUCCUGUUCUGAGGUUCUUCAAUGGAACGUAUCAUUUUCGAUAUCCUAUGUCGGAGUUACUAACCUUCGUGCCCGCCUCUAGCGGUGUGGAAAUUACUAUUACCGCGACUGUUGGGGAGCGGUUUCUGGAAGAAAUAAUUACAGGAUAUUCUACAGCUCGGAUUUUCAAUUCCACCACGAAGAUCCGAUUUUUAGGUGGUACCCCGCAGGUUUUUAAGCCGGCGAUGCCGUUUCCGGUGAAUCUAGUGGCGUCCUUCCAUGACAAUUCCGAGCUGAGGAAAACGCAGUUAAACGGAGCGGUAAUGGAAAUACGCGCGGAUAUCGAAAUGAGAACUGGUGGUCGUAGGACCAUGGAAACGCAAUACCUGAAGCCAUCGUCGGAUAACGUAGGUGUUUGGUCCACAAAGAUCGAUCUGAGAAAGCAGCUUGGACUGGAGCACAAUUCGGAGCAAGCCCAACAGACACUGAAUGACAUUUCCUCUAUGAGGAUCUAUGCUUAUUUUACCGACGGCGAAGGUUUCCGAACGCAAACGGAAUUACUAUUGUUGGCCCAUGAAUCACCGAAUCAGCAACACAUAAAGAUUUCCACGUCCACCGAAAACCCGAAGGUCGGGGAGUACAUGAUAUUCCAUGUUCAAACGAACUUCUAUAUCGACACCUUUAACUAUAUUGUUAUGGCCAAAGGUACAAUUCUUUUGACCGGUCAGGACGCCAUGCAGCACAACAUAAAAACAUUCGCCAUACCUCUGAGCGCGGAAAUGGCACCUGUCGCGACCAUAGCGGUCUACCACAUCGGGCAGUACGCCAACGUGGUAGCGGAUUCCUUAACGUUCGCCGUGAAUGGUAUUUCUCGAAACAAUUUCACUGUGUUCAUAAACAAUAAAAAAGCGAGGACCGGCGAGAACGUUGAAGUGGCCAUUUACGGGGAACCAGGAGCGUAUGUCGCUCUGUCCGGUGUGGAUCGUUCGUUCUUCGCCAUGCAAGCUGGAAACGAGUUAACCUAUUCGAACGUAAUCAGUGAGAUGUCGCAUUUCGACGAGCAAACCAAUGGUACUCAUGCUCAUACUUGGCUGUACCACGACGGCGAUCCAGACGUACUUGUCUACUAUCCCUCCUCGACAUUCGGCGUGGACGCUAAUCGAACGUUCGAAUAUAUAGGAUUGGUGGUGUUCACGGAUGCGUUUGUUUACCGAAGACCGGACAAUUGUAACGAAACACAGGGAUACGGUGAAUGUCUGUCGGGCCGAUGUUACAGACUCGACAAGAAAUGCGACGGCGUGUCGGAUUGCGAGGACGGCACCGACGAGGCGGCCUGCGAACACCGGAAUAUCACCGACAUAACGCAAUUUCGCAAGUGGCGAUACAAUCGGAUCCAAAGAUUGUACGAGAACGUGUGGUUGUGGAAGGACAUUAACAUCGGCCCCCAUGGUCGGCAUAUCUUCAAUAUAGAUGUACCGCGACGACCGGCUCACUGGAUGGUCACUGCGUUCGGUAUGUCGCCGAGCAUGGGCUUUGGUAUGCUACCGAAAGCAAUCGAGUACGUCGGAGUUCUACCGUUCUACAUCAACGUGGAGAUGCCGACGCACAGCAAGCAGGGCGAACAGAUCGGUAUAAGGGUCUCGGUGUUCAAUUACCUGCGGCACAAUAUCGAAGCGGUGGUCGUUCUGGCCGGUUCCAAGGACUACAAGUUCGUUCACGUGGAGGACAACGGUAUCGUACAGUCGUACAAACCCCGUACAUCGUUCGGCGAGCAUCAGUUCUUCAUUUGGAUCUCCGCGCAGGACGCAUCGAUCGUGUAUCUGCCAAUCGUGCCUGUCCGACUCGGGGACAUCAAAGUACACAUUUACGCGACCACCGUGAUCGGCCGUGACUCGGUCACGCGUAAUCUACGCGUCGAGGCGGACGGUGUGCCGCAGUAUCGUCAUCAGUCGAUUCUGCUCGACCUCAGCAACCGUGCCUACGUGUUCCAAUACAUGCACGUGAAUAUCACCGAGACACCGAUCAUAUCCUACGACGAGAAUCGUUACUACGUAUUCGGUUCGAACAAGGCUGUGAUCAGUUUAGUCGGCGACGUGGUAGGCCCGAUUUUCCCAACGAUGCCUGUCAACGCCACCAGUCUCAUAAAUCUUCCCAUGGACAGCGCCGAACAGAAUAUGUUCAGUUUCGCGGCGAAUCUGUACACAACGUUGUACAUGCGGCUGAUCAACCAGCGUAACCGUACCCAAGAGAAGGAGAGCUUUUAUUACAUGAAUAUAGGUUAUCAACGACAACUGUCGUUCAUGAACCGGGACGGAUCGUUCAGUUUGUUCCGUAGCGAUUGGAACCAAUCAUCGUCGAGCGUUUGGCUAACAGCGUAUUGCGCCCGUGUGCUGCAAGAGGCGCGUUUCUAUGAGUGGGAGAAUUACUUGUACAUCGAUCCGGAGGUGAUCGCUCAGGCUGUCACGUGGUUAUUGAAACACCAAACGGCGGACGGAUCGUUCUACGAGAUCAGCUGGCUGCCCGAUCGGAAAAUGAACAGUUCGUUGAACUACAACUACGAUAUAAUCACGCAUCGUAACAUCAGUCUGACCGCCCACGUUCUGAUCACGUUGCAAAGCGUGAAAGAUCUGCCGGAAGGCUUAGGAACGCAGGUCGCCGUGAGCGCUGGUAACGCGGUGAAAUGGUUGGAGAGGAAUUUAAAGCUUGUCGAGGACCGCGGGAAACCGUACGAAAUAGCGAUAGUGGCGUACGCGUUGUUGCUUGCCAAAGCUUCUUCCGCGGGACAGGCAUACAAUAUAUUGUCCAGUCAUGCGCGCAGAGAGGGUGGCUUGACUUACUGGGGCAGAGAACAGGUGCCACUGCCUCCUUACAAGCUGGAGAAUCAAAAACCAUUCCUGCUUCCGCGUUUGCCGUACAAAUACGACUCGGAGAAUAUCGAGACAACCGCGUACGCUCUGCUCGUUCAUGUCGCCAGGCAGGAAACCAUGAUCGAGCCUAUAGUCAAGUGGCUGAACGCUCAGAGGUUAACGGACGGCGGAUGGGCGUCCACGCAAGAUACUGCAUGGGCGAUGAAGGCUCUGAUGGAUUACACGGUUCGAACGAGGAUCAGGGAUGUUAGCUCGUUGACCGUCACCGUGGAAGCGACCGCUCUCCCGGGACAAACGAAAACGUUGUUCGUUAACGACAAGAAUCUGGCGAGGCUGCAAACGAUCGAGAUACCAGAAGCAUGGGGAACAGUGAAAGUUCAAGCCAAAGGUGCCGGUUACGCUAUCCUGCAAAUGUCGGUGCAGUACAACGUGGACAUUCCCAAAUUUCAGACCCAGCCGCCGGUCAGAUCGUUUGAUUUAGUCACCAGAGCGAACUUCCAUGGCAGAAAUCAGUCUCACAUAUCGUACCUUAGUUGUCAAAGGUGGACAAACAUAAAUGAAUCAUUACGCUCUGGAAUGGCGGUUCUGGAUGUAGCCAUACCAACGGGUUAUAUAAUCCAGCAACAAAACUUGGAUAAAUACAUUCUCUCGAGACAAGUGAGAAACCUUCAGAGAGCGAGGUUCCUCGAACGGAAGGUUCUUUUCUACUUCGAUUAUCUGGAUCAAGAGGAAACCUGUGUAAACUUUACCAUAGAGAGAUGGUUUCCGGUCGCGAAUAUGUCGCGGUAUCAUCCUAUCAGAGUUUACGAUUACUAUGCCCCAGAACGUUUCAACGAAACGAUAUUCGAUGCUUUGCCGACGUACACAUUGAACAUUUGUGAAGUUUGCGGCAGCUCCCAAUGUCCGUAUUGUCCAAUUUACAACACUGCCGCAUUGUUAGCCACGCCGACUGGUUUCGUGCUGGUUAUGUGUCUAGUGCUCGUCGCGACGAGAUACUUUCGAACACAGGAGUUCAGCGUGGGUUAGUUACGACAUUUAACGGUAAACAAUUUAAAAUUUCGCGCCUUAUGUCUUACUCGUCAUUGCCAUGUUUCUUCUCUUUCUUUUUUUUUUCUACAAUGCCGUC